GUUCUAUAGAACAUAUAAUUGUUAGGGGCGGGCGGAGGAGGAAAUGGGCGAAAGGUUGUUGUGUGGUUGAUCCUGAGGGGUGGAACGUCAUUGUUGAUAUUUUGUGCGUUUGGGCAUUUAAUUUUCAUUUUAAGCCUUCAGUAACGCUCAUUUAUAAAGAUAAGUCAGGAUGGCACAGAGAGGAGGUGCACAACGACCCAGUGGUGGUGGCCAGGGCAAGAUCUGUCAAUUCAAAUUGGUGUUACUGGGUGAAUCUGCAGUUGGAAAGUCUUCUCUUGUUUUAAGAUUUGUUAAAGGUCAAUUCCAUGAAUACCAAGAAUCUACCAUUGGUGCGGCCUUCUUGACACAGACAGUAUGUUUGGAUGAUACCACAGUCAAAUUUGAGAUCUGGGACACAGCUGGACAAGAAAGGUAUCAUAGUCUAGCUCCUAUGUAUUACCGUGGUGCUCAGGCAGCAAUUGUCGUCUAUGAUAUCACAAAUCAAGACACAUUUGGCCGAGCCAAGACUUGGGUAAAGGAACUCCAAAGGCAGGCAUCCCCCAACAUUGUGAUUGCUUUAGCAGGCAACAAAGCAGAUUUAGCCAAUAAAAGGAUGGUGGAAUAUGAGGAGGCUCAAACCUAUGCAGAGGAGAACUCCUUGCUUUUUAUGGAAACCUCAGCCAAGACUGCUAUGAAUGUUAAUGAUAUUUUCUUGGCAAUAGCUAAGAAAUUGCCAAAGAGUGACAGUAAUGCCAGUGGUUCUGUCAGUGGUAAUGUCAGCCUGUCUAAUAACCAGCCAGCGCAGGGUACUGCUGGCUGUUGCAAGUGAUCACCUUUAUUACAGGUGGAACAAUGUGAUGCUAGUGUAAGUUAUGAUACCCAGCUGCUGGUAGCUCACUUUUUCCCAUUGGACUUGAAGAUUGCAACAUUCCUGGGUUCAAAUUUAUGCAUGGGUCUCAACUUUAAUAACAAAAAUCAGCUAAUUUUGGAAACUUAGUCAUUUCUCAGUUAAUCUGUGUCAGGUUUUAAGAUUCAAAACCAUAACCAUAAUGGUACUCAUUAAUGACUGUGUGAUGGUUUUUCUAUAAAAUUUACAUCCUCAUCAUUUUUUUUUUUUUUUCAUACCUAGAAUCACACCUAAGCUUUUCUCAGGCUGCUUGACUGCAGGACCUCAUAUGAGCUCAUAUAGUUUGAAAUUUGUUGUACUUCUUUUUGAUUUUGAUCUAUUGGUAUCAUUUGCACAUUGUAAUGUCAUUUCCAUUAUUUAUCAACUGUAGCAAAUUCCCCCACCCAAACCUGCAAGCAUAAAUGUUAGACAUUUUUAAGAAAACUUUGUGAACACCAUAGGUGACGAUGAGGUUCAAGUGGUGUUUCUUGCCUACCCACAAAGUGAGAAACAUUAUGCCUCAACAGUUGAAAUCUGCUCAUCAAAGUGGAAGGAGAGAAGAAUGUCAUGUUAAUACAGUUUAUCAGUAAUAUAUGGAACUGGUAGUUAAGUGUUUGUUGUACAGUAUGUUGACUGCAUGUCCUCUGUAUCAGGGUUCACGACCCGUAACUCCAACCAUCAAUCUGACUUGGACAGCAUGUUGUGUGAGGAAUUGCCAAUCUUGGCGUUGAUUUCUAGCUAACAUGGUCAUACAUGGAACUGUGAGCAUUUGUUAUUCACCUAGCAUUUUUUGUUCACAAUAUACCAUCACACUAAAAAGUAUAGUCACAUCUUAUGCUUGACCAUGAUUGGCCAUGUGAUAAUAAUGUAUAUUAAUUAUUUAAGUUUCUUUUUAUAUAGUAGGGAACAAUGUCAGUAUAUAUAUAUAUAUAUAAAUAUUUUUUCUCUUUUUUUUUUUCUUUUUUGCUAUCAGAGGAGGCAAGACUGCAUUUGGGUAGCAAGACAAAGGUGGCAGCAAGUAGUUGGUUAUUGAUGCCUCACAAGUCUUAACCUUUUGGAUAUGUCAUUUUGCUGUGAUUUAAACACAGGACACUUUUAAUCCAGUGGAGCUGUAAAAACUUUUAACUAAUGCAUAAAUUAUUAUUCUGCUAGAAAUUGGUAUUUGUGUAUUUUGUUGCCCAAAUUUCAUCUUAUUGCCUCAUGAGUCCCCCCCACCCCUCCCCUUUCCUUUUCUUCAUACUGUUAUUUGAUGCUAAUGGCCAAUUAAGUGCUGUAAGAAUGAAAAUGUCCAUUUGUGGUGUGCCGAACAAAGCAGAAAUAUUGCAGUCGUGUUUUUACCCUGAAAAUAUUUUGUAAGAACCUUCAGUAUUGUAGGUAGUCAUAAUUUUCAUCAUAUACAGUGCUAUUUAAAGUAUACAGCAUAUAAUUUAAACGGCUUAUUGAAAGAAUCAUGCUCAUCUGACUAUCUGGUCAGAUUGUAGUUUGUCACCAUGGCAUGACCAUUGUGAGGCAUUUAACCUAUUAAUAUAUGAAAACACCAGCAACCAUGAACUUUACCCAUUAAGUUUGAACUUUUUCCUCUUCCGUUAUCCUUCUCGACAUACUGUAAGGGUCAAACUUGAUUGGCAUGUCAUAUUUGCUAUGCUCAGUUGUGCCUGGGGGUGUUUGAUCCUUAUGCUUGAUUUGUGUGUAACAUCCAUUUGGGAUAUUUACAGUUGUCAAGCCAGGCCCAACUGAUAAUUUUUUUGUGUGUACACUGAACUACAAAGUCAGACAGCGAUCUUGUACAGUUAAAAGUACCUAUUAUAAAUAAUAAAAUUAUUAAAUUAAAA
Cherax quadricarinatus is the source of this 2697-nucleotide messenger RNA. RefSeq names its product RAS oncogene family member Rab5 (gene Rab5). Gene Ontology annotation, cellular component: endosome; Golgi apparatus. Lineage: Eukaryota; Metazoa; Arthropoda; Malacostraca; Decapoda; Parastacidae. The record is from RefSeq and is a predicted model, not a curated record. Gene Ontology annotation, molecular function: GTP binding; GTPase activity.